Messenger RNA from Setaria italica (foxtail millet), 1430 nucleotides. RefSeq lists its product as uncharacterized. The transcript has 3 exons. The coding region runs from base 726 to 1235 and encodes 169 amino acids. Gene Ontology annotation, molecular function: fatty acyl-CoA hydrolase activity. NCBI's taxonomy places the organism in Eukaryota, Viridiplantae, Streptophyta, Magnoliopsida, Poales, Poaceae. The record is from RefSeq and is a predicted model, not a curated record.
AUUUUGUUUCCCCAAAUUGUUUCGAUCGCCAUUCAACUGGCAGUGCAGGAUUGAGUCGAUCUUCACGACGUAAUCUGUGUGCUACGAGGCAAUCUCUUGCAUUAGUUCAAAGAUCUAGCACCUUGAUGAUUUGCAGUGAUCGGUUGAUCCAGGGACAUACAGAGAGAUUAUGAUAGCAAAAUCACGCUAGAACCUGUGGUUGGGAUUGGGAAAUUGCUGCAUAAUAACUUUGCAAAAAAUGCGGUUGACUCGCCGACUCGCCAGGCAUUUGAAUGAGGUGAACAUCGUGCCUGGCAUAUCUGCUUACGAAGGUUGCAAGAGAUGAGGAGAUUGGAUAAUAUCUGGUUUUACUUGGAACAAUACGUGUUGGUACGGUCCUUCUAGAAGUUCUUUUUCCACACGUAUCUCCCUGCGUUCUGCGUUCUAAUUCCAACUUUCUCGAGAUCAAAAUUAUAAAUCAGAUAGAUAUACUAUAAAAAUAUAUUUAAUGAACAAAUUAAUAGUACUUAUUUGGUAUUACGAAUGUUUGUACAUUGAGAUAUUUUGAGGGGGAAUAACUCGGUAAUUUGGAACGGAAGGAGUGUACUCGCUGCUACGGCGCAGCCUCCCCAGUCCGCACCCCAAUUCCCCUCGCGAUUCAGACGGAGUCGCCCCGACCGGAGCCGGCGACCACCGCGGCGCCGGGCCCCGGAGCAGGAAAGCAAGCGACGCAGGCGGAGUAGGAGAUGGCGGAGGGGGAGCCUAGGCAGAAGCUAUCGCCGGCGGACUCCCGGAUGGUGGCGCUGGCAUUCAUCCGCGCCCUGGGCGCCGACGUGCGCCUCCCGGCCGCGGCCGACCAGCCCGACGCCUACUCCGCGCUCGUCCGCGCCAUCCUCUCCUCCAUCGCCGUCUCCGCCUCCCCGGACCCGCGGGUCUCCUGCACCAUCACCGUCUUACCCGCCGUGACCAACGCGUACAACACGCUCCACGGCGGCGUGGUGGCGGCCGUCGCAGAGGCCGUCGGGAUGGCGUGCGUGCGGGCCGCCGCCGGGGACAAGGAGAUGUUCCUCGGUGAGCUCAGCACCGCGUACCUGGCCGCCGCGCGCCUCGAUUCUGAAGUGGAUGUUGAAGCUAAGAUACUGAGGAAGGGCAGGUCGGUCGUGGUUACCACUAUUGACUUCACACUCAAGGAUACCAAGAAGCUCUGUUAUACAUCUCGAGCCACCUUUUACAUAUUGCCCGCAGCAAGCCUAUGAACAAUCAAGUUUUAUACGUGCAGUUUGUUGUAUUUACAGGACCACUUUGUCUUGUUUAUAAUUAACUCGGAUAACAUAUAUAUGGUGUAUUAAUAACGAAAAUAAAAAUCUUAUUGACCCAUGAUGCCAUGCUGCUGCAACUGUUCCCUGAAGAAAUAAAAAGAAAAUCACUAAUAAGGAUGAUGACAUGCUCAA